Pichia kudriavzevii is the source of this 420-nucleotide messenger RNA. RefSeq lists its product as uncharacterized. Lineage: Eukaryota; Fungi; Ascomycota; Pichiomycetes; Pichiales; Pichiaceae. The transcript has a single exon. The record is from RefSeq and is a predicted model, not a curated record. Bases 1 to 420 code for a protein of 139 amino acids.
AUGCCUAAGAUCGACCAUGCUUCAAUCAAGAGAAUUUCAGCCGACCAAGGGCUUGAGAGCAUCACUCUCAGGUCGGACCUUGCAGCCCGGUACACGUUUCUUAACGAGACUCUCCUGGAAGGUAUUGGUGCUGUGGAAGUAGACUCCAAGUUUAAGAGCAGCGUCGACUUGCACGACGUAGUCACAGAACAAGAUGGUAUGCCAAUUGUUGACGAACACGCAUAUCUGGAGAAAUGGGAGGCCCGUCUUCAGGAGGAGGUUGCUCUCCUUGAGAAGCAGCAAGCAACGGCGACAGGAGCCUCGGCCGUCGUUGCGGGCGUUAUUGACUCCCAACAGGACAUGGACCCACAGCUCGUUCUUAUUCAACGUUUGGACGGGCCUUUCACCAACGAGGACGAGGUCGAUGCGGUUGUCCAGUGA